Podarcis lilfordi (Lilford's wall lizard) is the source of this 20013-nucleotide messenger RNA. NCBI's taxonomy places the organism in Eukaryota, Metazoa, Chordata, Lepidosauria, Squamata, Lacertidae. The record is from the annotation of a GenBank genome assembly.
CAGCGAGUACUUUUAAAAUCUGCCUUGCGCAAGUGGAAUUAACAAACUGGGCGAGUUGCGAGAAGGUGGCUUCGUGCGUUGCGCAACAAAUCCGGCCGAAAGCUUGUCCGCGUGACACCCGGGCCGCUUCUCCGGGGCAAGACGAUCAAAGGGGAACACAGCAGCGCACGGGAGAAUAAUACUUCAUGUUUAAAUGGUUUUUAUUGUUAUUAUUAACAGAAUCACAAGGCCCUCGAGGAGCUGAUGUAGUAAACAAAGGCUCUUUCUCUCCUCACAAUGGGCGCCUCACCAUUCUCCGCCUACAGACCCCGCUUCCCCAAUCCCGGUCCCGUCCAGGGUCGACCCCGGUAGAAACAACUUGGUUACUUUCCCUUCUCUCCCUAUCGGGAAAGUAAGGAAAUAUCUCUGCCCGCGUCUGCCUCCUUUACUGAACAAGCCCCGCCCCUCGACAAUCGAAGCUCCCCGUCGCGGGAGAAGCGUUCGGGCCGCGCUCUCCGCCGCUCCCGCCUGACUCGAAUUUAAACUGCGCGACAGGGAGCUCGCGCAAAGUACCGACUCUGAGGGGAACCCGCGCGCAGCUCCUCUCCGCCGCGCAGCCAAUCACAGCGCAGCUCUGCGAUUGCGCCGACCAAUGCCGGCGCGCUUUAUUGGCGGGCGGGCGAAGGAGGGGGGCGUUCGCGCUGUGCGGGAGUUGGGUGCGUUAAGCAAGGCUGUUCGUCCCUCUCUCUCCAUCCCGCCCCUCCUCUUCCUCCUCUCCUUCCUCCCUCCCGCCACCCUCCUCCUCCUCCUCCUCCUCCUUCCCCUCUUUGUUGGCGGUUCCUUCUCUCUCGCUGUCUCCUGGGAGGGCGGCGACAAGAGCCCGAGCCUGGCGAUGCCCGAGUUCCUGGCGGACCCGUCGGUGCUCACCAAGGAGAAGCUGAAGAGCGAGCUGAUCGCCAACAAUGUGAGCCUGCCGGGCGGCGAGCAGCGCAAGGACGUGUAUGUGCAGCUCUACCUCCAGCACCUCACCUCGAGGAACGCGCCGGGAGCCCAGGCGCAGCCCGACUUCUCCAGCGAAGAGGAGCAGGAGCCCAGCCCGGUCGUCGCCAGGAACAGAAUCGGCGGAGAUGGCGCCGCCGCCGCGACCGUCGCCGUGGGCCGGGUAAGCCGCGCCGCCCCCCCCUCCUCCUCCUCCUCCCCGUGGCCGUUAUCUGGCGCCAGAGCAGAUUACGAGCCUGGAAAGCGGCCUUCGAGCGCUGAGGGGGCGGCGGAGUUUUCCCGCUUUCUCUCGCAGGGGGCGGCGCCAUGUUUCCUCACGGGCGGGCGGGGCGCGCGCGCGGAGAGAGAGAUGAUGGCUGCGCGUGGAUAGAAACUGCUUUAGUGCAAGCAGGCUGGCAGGCAGGAAGUCUGCGGGGGGAAGGGGGCGCUUGGUAAGCUGAAAGGUGCCGCUCCAAGCUCUAGUGGCAAAACGCGACCGGAAUAGCCAAAGAUGGGCCCUCUGACCUGGGCCGCCCUCUGAUUCCCCCCACCCAAAAAGCUGUCACCUGCCGCCCUCCUCUGGCGCUGCAGACCGCUCUUUCUAUAAGGAGGGUUGCGAAGAGCUCUCCUAAAAGAAGUUUGAACUUACCGGGCGCCCUGCCAGGCGCAAGAAGGGUUUCACUUCUGCAUAACUUGUCGCUAACAAGGCACGUGGUGGGCCUUGGCUCCGCGCCCUGUACUACACCAGGCCCCUUCUCCACGUGAAAAAAGCCGAGCUAGGCCCCUGGCGACCCACGUUGUCACCCUUAGCAGCACUUUCGCGACAAGAGUACGGUUCCUUGAGCGCGCGAACCUACUUCCAUGUUGCACUGGGCAUGAAUGUGAGGUUCGGGACAGUAAAAGUGGUUGCCUUUGUAAAACCCCUUUUAAGCUUGUUUAUUUAAAGCUGUUCUGCACUUUUAUGGCUGAACUUCUUUUGACUAUUUUUUGCUCCUUCUGCGUAACCGAUCAGAGGCAUUCUUGCUUCCAAGUAAUCUUCCCCUGCCUCUUUAAAAACAGUCUUCUGAAAGGCAGUUUAAUGAACGUAGCCAUAAAAUAACGUGUUGCAAGAUUCUGCAUCUUGUCAUGACUUGAAAGUUUUCAAGCAGGGAUUCAGUUUCAAAUAACAGGUGUCUGGUGUCAAAGAGUAGUGACUUUUGAACAGCUAAGUUGAAGGAGCUGUGCAGAUAUGGAAAUAUUAGGUGACCAAACUUUUGUUGAAGCGCCUCAGAGAGUUGACCUGAUAUUUAAAGGGCACAUAAAUGUUGACCCUGCUCCCUUUAUGUAGUGAAGGGAGAGCUCUCCUCUGAAACCUACAAGAAAGAGCAGAGGAAAGUGUAGCUAGAAAUUUCUGCCUAAUGUAGAAAAUGAAAUUAUGGAUUUUAGCAACUUCCAUCUGUGUUUUUGUUUAAAAUCCCCCAGUCUUAAUUAUCCUUUGGAACAAUGUCUCAUGGAUUCUGCUUUUAGGGCAAUCCUGUGUAGCAAUUUCAGCAAUGAAAAUAUUGGUAAACCCAAUUUAAAGUUGCAAGUGCACCUCCAGAAAAGGAAUACUAACCAGAAAGUUUGGGACAACCACUCCAAAAUGCUUGAUGUGGUGUUUGUGCCUGUGGAUCAUUUGUUUCUGAGACACUGAACCAUUUAUCUGUAAGUGUCCUUUGUUUCUGUGGAUGGCUACAGUAUAUAACACACAUUCAUAUAUAUAUUUUGCAAUACUAGAAACAAAGUAACUCUUGUAUCUUCAGAGGAAAAAGUUCCAAAUCUAAAUAUAUUUUAUUUACUUAGGUAACCUGCUUUUCAUUCAAAUCAGUCCAAGAGCAGGCACAUAAAAAUAUGUGCUUCAUAAUAAAACAAUCUGAAAAAUCAAAUCACAAUGACAAUAAAUCAUAUUUACAUACUCACCUGGGUUUAUUAAUAUACAGCCAUAUCUCAGAAGGUAAAUGCCUUGUGAUUUGAACGUUUUGGCUCCUGAACACUGCAAACCCAGAAGUGGUGGUUUGCAAACGUUUUUGGAACGCGAACGUCUGACGCAGGUUCCAAUUGGAAGCUCCUGCAGCCAGUUGGAAGCCAUGCUUUGGUUUCUGAAUGCUUUGGAAGUUGAACGGACUUUCGGAACAGAUUCCAUUCGACUUCCAAGGUAAGACUAUUUAAAUGUAUAGGAUUGCACUACACAGAAAUUUGCUUUACAUUUGCUAAUCUGAUGGAGUGACUUUCACAAUAGGCCUAUCGGCAACUUAUUUAAAAUCAUGAAUAAUCUAUCCAGCUAAUGCUUAGAGAAAAUAUGCAGUUCAUUUCUUUUAAAGGCAUCUGGGUUCUCCACAGUAUAAAAUAAGCAACAAAUAAUACUUUUUAUUUGAAAGCCUGCUUUGCAUGAGACCUUAGGUCAGUCAGGUAAUUAAGAAGAAAGUAUUAAAUGUGAAUCAGCAAGACCUUUAAAAGGGUAGCUGACUUUGCCUUGGCUAAGUUUCCAUGGUAAACCUGUUGGGUUUUUCCACCAUUCACUUAUCCAAGGCUGUUAAAUGUACAAUUCAUUAAAUAGAUUUUUAAAAGAGUAAUGAGGGCUUUCUCAAAAUUUUAAUUGGAAAAAAUGUAAAUCAAAAUGUGUUUGAAUAUUGGAUAAAUUUUCCAAUAGCCCAAAGUAAUGAAACUCAGUAAUUGAUUGAAGGUGGGGAAGGAAAUUAAUAAAAUUUACUUAGUAAAAAGUGUUACUUUGACAUUGUGUUACUGGAAUAUUUUAUUUGGAAUAUUUCAAAACAUCACAACUUGGUAGCAUAUAUUUCCCUCAUAUUAUUUGGAUUUUAAGAAAAAUGUAGAUGUACAGUACUCAAAAUUAAUGUAUAAUUAUGAAAGUUUAGUUAUUAAAAUAAGUUAGUCUUCAAUGUGCCAUGAGACUUGUUUUGUUACAAUGUGAUACAGCUUCCUUCGGUUAAUAAAUGCUAAAUUGAUUUGAGUUGAGGUAUAGAAGGUAGGUGCAAUUAACUAUGUGCACCAUGAAAUGUGAACAGUACAAAAUCAAUAUUAAACUAGGGUUUUGUUUUUCCAGUCAUGGGGGGAAAUUUGUGAUGCAGUGAUGAAUUGAGGAGCAUAAACAAUUGAGAACUCUGCUUCCCAUUCCACCAGCACAACGGAGACUUGUUCAUGGAACUAGGUGCAUAGAUUCCUUAUCCUCUGCAGACUAACCCAAUAGUGCAAUUGCCCUGUUGUAGGAGUUGCCAGUGUGGUGCCCUUCAGAUGCUGCUGGAUUACAAUUUUCUUUAUCGCUGAUCAUUUACCAGUGCUGGCUAGGGCUGAUGGGAAGUGUAGUCCAGUAACACCCAGAGAAUACUAUUUUGACAACCCUUUCCCUGUUAGUGAGCUUCAGCACUAGCUGAGGAGGAAAGCUUCUAAUCUUGAGUGGCACUGUGUGAGAAGCAGCUAUUAUCUGUUCUCUGUGCUGUAUGGGAGAGUUAAAGGAGGGUUGGAGUGAAAGAAUACACAUGUUUACACUUCUCUAGGAUGACAUAAGUUGUUGAAGCCUGUGUCAUUCAUAGUUGAUAGAGGUCUGGAGAGUGAGUUAAUUAGGAUAAGUGAACACUUUUCCUCCAUGCCACCCUUGUUAAAUAGUCUGUAGCAGUUCAUAUAAUUCUAGACUAUGCGGAAGGAAUUAGGGGAUGCAUACCCCUUAAUGUAGUCAUUCUCCGACUCUUAAUUCUAACUCCCCCAGGAUAUGAAAUAGUGUUCUGGAAGAGAACUUAGGGUAUAAGCUAUUUUGGGGUUGAUCUUGUUCAUUUCACUCCUUUUUCCUGACUCAACUGCCUUCAACAGUGGACAGAAGUGACUACACUCAGUCCUCUUAGGGCUUUUAAAGAUGACUUUUAAAAAUAUAUUUAACAAUUUUUUUGUCUGCAUACUUGAAGUUUCUCUCGAAUAUAUAGAAUAUAUACUUUGCCUAAAGCAAUUUUGAUGUUAAUAUGUUAUAGCUAACAUAUAGCUAUCAUUACUAUACUAUAUGUAAUAGAGCUGAGGAGAAAUAAUGUGCAAAUGGAGUAUAUCUGUAACAGUAUUCGACUUAAUUUCAACUCCUGUAGCAGGAUAGUGAAACAAAAAUGACUGAUUGAUGAGAACCUUUGCUGGCAUUUGUGGGUAGCCAACCUGGCUGCAAGUACAUUUUUAUGUUAGCCAGUUGGUUGUUGACUUGAAGUCAUGCUGAAGCAACUUAAAGGCCAACCUACCUUUCAAAUAGAUAUUUAUGUAGUCCACAUGCAUAUUGGUUUCCACUUUGUUUUCAGACACAAUCUCAAUUUUGCAUGAUAAAUUGUCAUCUUGCUGGCAACUCAUCUUCUGUUAUUUCUCUGGAGGUCUUGUAAUCACCCCGCCUUUAAACUGUUUUGUGUUUUUCUCCACUGGGUUAUCUGUUCAGUGCUUCUCUAUAUGCAGCUUUUCCCAUUUGGUACUGCAAGAGAUGUUCUACUGAGGAAAGUAAAAGUAUGUUCUGCUGACUUUGAUGCCUCCUACUGGCUAUGUAUACAACUGCUAGAAAUUCUAUCCUCUGCUUGAAAUUAUUUCAAAGAAUCAUGGAAUUGUAAAGUUGCAAGGGAUGAUGAGGGUCAUCUAGUCCAGGCUCCUGCAAUACAGCUAAAUACUUAGUUGUGGCUCCAGAUAUUGUUUGACUCUGAAUUCCCUCCCUAGCCAGAUAAGCAGUGAUCAGGGCGGGUUGGCGUUGUAGUUGAACAACAUCUGGAGGAUCACAGGUUCCCCAUCCCUGUGAUAAAGCAAUGAUUAUUUUCUUUUCAGAAAUUGUCAUAAAAAGCAGAAGGGUCUUGUAUCCCAAAUACUGAGUUAGGAGUUUAAAGUACUUCAGUACCAUCUUAUCUUGAUUGGUUCUUAAGCUUUUUGCUUAACUUAAUGUGUGCCAAGGCUGUAGCUUAAUUUCAUUUUACAAAAGAGGCCCAAUUUUGUCCUCCUGUCCUUCAGGUCUUCUAAAUCUCUAGCACAAAUUUGUUUGAGAUGCAAUCAUAGAUUACAGGGAUAAAUGUUAAAGUUUAAAUGGUUAAACAAUUUUGUGUGUAUAAAAUGCUUGUGCCAAAAUGUGUGCCAUCAGAGUAGCACUUGGGACAUAGCUGAUUCUAUUUCAGUAGAAAGACUUGACUUUUGGCUGGGCCUUUCUGGCUGUGAUUUUUAUUAUUGGAGAACACUUCUGUUUCUAAAUUCUUACACAUAGUGUGUAAAGUCUGUUAUAGGAAUGAUUGGAAGAAUUUCCUGGAAAGCAAAGUUUUAUACUUGUCCCAUGUUGCUACUUUAUUUUCCCUGUUAUAAGAUUGUGAAAUGUGUUCAUCUCAAUGGGCCAAAUAUAUUAUCAGAUUUCUGUAAUAUUUACUAACAAUACUUGUUCUCUGUUUGUGGGUUGCCAUGGAUCCACAAGGAGGCUAUGCUAAUUACUUGAGGCUGUUCCAGAAUAUAGGAAUGCAUUUGCAGAAAUGUGCUUCAAUUUUCUUCCCUUGGCUAUUUUGUAAUGAAGAUUUUAUGGCAUUCCAUAUGUGAAUCGUUAAAUAGACUAUGUGAUAGUGAAAAGUUAGAAACUGGGGUUUUUAUCCAAUACUGUGCAACAGGACUUCUGUUUUUUCUCCUGCUCUGCAUACUCUAAAAAUCUGCUGUAGAGGGUCCCCCAGCCUUCCAGAGCUAUGUACUGGUAUUGUGUUGUUUUUAUAGAGACAAAAGAACCAAACAUAUCCAAAGUUAUGCUGUUCCCUGGAAGGUCUUUAGGGUAGCAUGAUUGGGAAAGACAAUACAGUGGUACCUCGGGUUACAUACGCUUCAGGUUACAGACUCUGCUAACCCAGAAAUAGUACCUCGGGUUAAGAAUUUUGCUUCAGGAUGAGAACAGAAAUCGUGCUCCGGCAGCAGCAGUAGGCCCCAUUAGCUAAAGUGGUGCUUCAGGUUAAGAACAGUUUCAGAUUAAGAACGGACCUCCAGAACGAAUUAAGUACUUAACCCGAGGAACCACUGUAAAUAGGGUUUUGAUUUGUUGCACACAGUUCAUGCUUUAGUGACAGUGCAGAAAUGUUGAAGUAACAUAGGCCAAAAGGAAGUGAUUUUUAAAAAGCAAAACUCCAUCAAGGCCUGGGAAUUGUUAGCUGGUGGUGCAAACUGUUCUUAGUAAUGGAAAGGGCAUGAAGAAGGUGGUAGCGUAUUUUUUCACAGCAUUAAGAGGAUUAACUAUAUAGGGAAGUUGCUUUAUUUUCCAUUCAACUCCAAAAUAUCAGUACGCAGGAACACUUAAGAUGGAAUCUGGAUUGCUCUGGUGGUAUUGCUCCUCAUGCUUAUAUUAUUGUGUAUUUACAUGCUUAAUAACCUAGUUCUUCAAUGCAGUUAACACUUUGGCUAUCUCUUCCCAGAAGGCAACAAAGAAGACUGACAAACCGAGGCCAGAAGAGCAGGAUGAUAUAGAUGUAACAGAUCUCAGUAAUGAAGAACUCAAAGACCAGCUUCUGAGAUAUGGUGUGAAUCCAGGUCCUAUUGUGGGUAAGCUAAUACUCUGUAGUAUCUCAUUAAUAGUGUUUUUUAAAUCAAAAUAAUAAUCACGUGCUUGGUGGUGUUCACUUCAUCAACAUUAGUAAUUGCCCAGCCCCUCCAGGCUGGCAGAAAUAGCAUUUCCUUUGGUCAGUGCUACAAUGUCUGCCAUUAACUUGGAUGCUUGCAAGGUGCACAAGUCCAUAAUAAUUGUCCAUACACUCAGUAAACAAGAAUUUAGCACCUCAAAUCAUUUUGCGUAAUGCUGAUUAGCCGGACACAAGCAGAAGCUGUUCUUGAGUCAUAUAAACCUGUGGCCCUGCAAACAUUGAUCGUUUCCAACUCCCAUCAGCCUCAGCCAAUAUUGCAAGUGAUCGUGGGUGAUGGGAAUUCUGGUUCAGCAAUAUCUAGGCCACCCAUCCCUGGUAUAAAUAAAGACUCUCCACAUGCGAAAUGAGAAGGUUUGCAUAAAGGUGGUGCAACCAUGAAAUUACGGUUGCAGAUAGCCAUUUAGAAUUUGAAAAACUACUACUAGUACUUCGUUGGAUGUACCUAAGCUGUUAUCUCAUUGACUGUUUGGAAACAUGACAGACUUAAGAUGUGUUUAUGGGCUUUGUUUUGUAAGAUGUGUUUAUGGGCCUUGCCCCUCUUCCAGAUUUGAACCUUUGUUGAUGUUACACUUUGUAUAUAUGAACAAAUAAUACUUCUAUAAUCUGGCUUAAUUUUGUGCCAAGGCCACAGUUUUCUGCUGAACUUGCCCCUGCCCAAGAAAAAACCCUCUUCUGCUAUUUACCUCAAUGUGUUGCUUGCAGAAAAGAACAUAUUCAGGGGCAAAUAGCACUGUAGGUAGGGGUGGGGAUUGCUGAUGGGACAUAGGCACAGGACUUUAAUGCAGGGUGAUUUGGGGCCCUGGAUUGCCGCUUUUCUGUCACAAUAAAAGUGGCCAGCUUCAGCACACUUCAGUAAGUGUAUUUGUUGUAAUGCAUUGUUUGGCCCUGAGAGGCCCACCAACGUGUUUGCAUGCCCCUUGUUCCCUCACCCCUUCCUGGAUCUUGCAUUCUUAACUCCAUAAAAGUGUUUCUUUCACAUCCUCAAACGAAUCCAUCAAGCUUCCUCAUCUGUCAUUUCAUAAUCACAUAAUUCAAGAAACGUUCUUGAACCUAAAAAUGUUCAGCCAUAAAAUGUGGCCUUGUUUACUUGUUUACUUUAUGUUAACUGAGGGUUUUCCAUUUUGUUUUGUGAUUGUUUUGGCUAUCCUCAAAGGUUCCUACAUUUUGCUACCUUGAUUCAGAUAAAGGUUCCCCAGGUUUAUUAGUUCAUUUUACGUUGGCACCCUUUAAAAAAAAAAAAAAGCUCUUACUUGACAGAUACUAGCCUGAUCUUUCCUUUACUGCUGUGGGAUUUCUUAACUGGAAACUGUUGAAAUACAUAAGCUUCAAAAUGCUGCCUAAAAGCUUGCAGUGCACUGUCUGUUAAUCUUGGUGAUUCACUGAACACAGUAGGGAAAAUGGAGUUUCUUAUCAACUCACAUAUAGGAACUAGAACUUUUUGUCUAUUCUGAGAUAUCUAAUUUCCUGUUCUUCUGUAGCUACUACAAGGAAGCUGUAUGAGAAGAAAUUACUGAAGCUGAAAGAGCAGGGCCAAGAGCCAAGUUCUUUCAUACCUGCACCAAUUGUUUCUUCAUCUGCAGAGAACAACAAACAAAAUGGAAAUAAUGACUCGGAUCAAUACAGUGACAACGAAGAAGGUAGAAAUAAAUCCAAAGAAAUAUGAAUAGCUGACAAGGAAGAUGUUAAAAUAAUAGUUUAUGGUAGAUUAGAAGUAGUUCCUGGGUUUGAUUGCUUUCUAUUGGUCACCAUUUUCCUUACCACAUGUAGAAGGUAAUGCCCCAUUUGAGACCUCAUAUUCAAUUUACCGUAUUUUUCGCUCUAUAAGACGCACCAGACCACAAGACGCACCUAGUUUUUGGAGGAGGAAAACAAGAAAAAAAAUAUUCUGAAUCUCAGAAGCCAGAACAGCAAGAGGGAUUGCUGCGCAGUGAAAGCAGCAAUCCCUCUUGGUGUUCUGGCUUCUGGGAUAGCUGCGAAGCCUGCAUUCACUCCAUAAGACGCACACACAUUUCCCCUUACUUUUUAGGAGGGAAAAAGUGAGUCUUAUAGAGCAAAAAAUAUGGCAAUACAGGAACUCUCGAGUUGGAUAGUGCAUUCUAUAAGUAGACUUGAAUAAGGGAGGAGAAGAAACUAUGCCUGUGACUCAACCCUGGUCAUGUAAGGUUGGGAGCAGGAAGAAGAAUGAUGUGAGAAUAUCACCUAUUCAGAAUACUUUGUAUGAGAAAUUGGGCACAGCACUUUUAUCUAUGUGAUAAUGAUAUACGUGCACUAGUUCUAGGUAACUUCAGGCUCUCCUUCUGUAGUCUCACUAUUUAAAUGAUGCCCAUGUUCUUAAUAACCCAAUUUACCCAUAUUUACUGAGAAGUAUGUCUCACUGUAUUGACUGAGGCUUACUCCGUAGAAAUGUAUUUAGGGUUUCUAUCCAAUAAUAAACUAGAACUUGAUCAAUUUAUAAUAAUUUUUAAAUUCUGCACAGUAAUGAGUAAUGGAAAGGAAUCUUUAAAUGUGUUAACAAUUCUUUUUACAGAAAAUAUUAAUUUCAGUUUUUUUAAAUGAGACAAAUAGUUAAGACUAAGUUCAUAUGAAGACUUUUUCCCGGUUAGGUCCUUAGUUUAGCAUAUGAGAAAAUUUAGACUGAAUAACCCUAACUUUUAAAUUUUAGGGCCAAGCCCAUUUCAGCAUUAAGCAUCAUUUGUUGCCAUAGGGGCAAUAUCUAUAGUCAGUGUGUGCUUUGAAUAAACAUAUAUACCAGGGGUCAGCAAACUUUUUCAGCAGGGGGCCGGUCCCCUGUCCCUCAGACCUUGUGGGGGGCCAGACUAUAUUUUGAAAAAAUAAUGAAUGAAUUUCUAUGCCCCACAAAUAUUCCAGAGAUGCAUUUUAAAUAAAAGGACAUAUUCUACUCAUGUAAAAACAUGUUAAUUCCUGGACCGUCCGUGAGCCCGAUUUAGAAGGUGAUUGGGCCGGAUCUGGCCCCCAGGCCUUAUUUUGCCUACCCAUGAUAUAAACUGAAGAUGUAGUUGCAAUAUUUCUUAAAUUAUAGUCUUAAUAGUCUCACAUUGUCAACUACUGAAACAGUAAUAUUCUGGAGGACUCUGCCAAUCACUGAAUGGGUUGUUUUUAUGGAUUUGUAUCUGUACCGUCAGUCUUCUCAAAAUCAACUUUAGCUCCUCCAUUCAAACUGUCACCAACUGCCAGAGAGAUAGUACUAGGUUUCAGAUGAAGAAAAGACAUAAAUUGCUUUACUGUGAUCACAUACUUGUUGAUUGAUGUCCUUUCUAACUUGUGUUCACAUCGAUUUAAAUAAAAUUUAUACUUUAUUUGAACUAAUAACUCAUCAGCUACUUAGUGUCAGGUCUUACCCAUUCAGAAGAAAUCAGAGCAUGCUGUUUGGAGAAGUCUUAUUUCCAGCAGCUGCAUUGGCAUCGAUAUUUCUGUUUUACUUUUAUUUCAAUACCGCUUCCUGCACAACUUCUUUACAACAUGUUUGAAGCAUACUAUAAAAACCAUAACAAUAUUAAGCAAAUAGUGUAAAAUAUUAGAUAACAGAAGAUAAAACUGUAGAAGCUGUACUGGUCCCUAAAACCAGUUUUAAAAUGUAAAAUAUUAUAUCUUAGUACAGUAGUGGUUUUUUUCUUUUUUCUUUUUUAAGAAGUUAAAUUUAUUGCUUGGAAUUUCAAGUCUUGCUUGAAAUACUUUUGAGAAUGUUUGCAAAUAUUUCAAAUUCCAAGGAGGAAGCCCUACACCAAAUGGGGAACAAGGGGGCUGUGUUAGAGGAGCUCAGAUUGCUGGUGUUGGCACCUCUGGAUAUUCUUAAGUUCAGGGGGUUGUUGUUUGAAAAAUAUAAAUUGAAACAGCUGGUGAAAUUGUCACAAGCUGUGAUCACACGUUAACCUUUAGCAUAAUUUGUAGUGUUUGGAAUUUUUUUCUGUAAAUUGCCAUUUUUACCUGAAAAAUAAUAAUAAUAGAUGGUAUUUAUUCACAGACCCGAAAACAGAAUUCAGACUUGAGAAGCGAGAACCACUGAAGGGCAAGACAAAGACUUCAGUUACAGUUAGACAAAGAAAAAUUGCUGAACAUAAUCAGGUACCAUUAUAGCAGUUUCUUACCAGUUUUAAACCAUUCUCAUAUAAAAAUGAGGCUGUCCUUAGAAAUUUGACUUGCAUCUUGUAUACACUGAUUAACAGUUGCUUAUUUUUAAGGGGCUAUAGGCAAUUCAGUGCUGUGUAGCAGUGGAAACUGUCAUUUUUCCUGACUGCAGCAAAAUGAUAAAGCCUUAUAUUAUGCUAAAUAGAAUUAAGUUUCUUGUCUAUUUUCUUAAUACAUUAAAAAUGGCACAUUUUUGAAAGAUGGGAAUUGGAAGUGUGGCAGUCUAUAAUCUUUAAGGAAAACAUUUGGUUGGGAAGAGGGGGUGUUUGGGAGCUCCCAAAAUAUUAUCUAAAUUUGCUCUCCCAGCCUUUUCUUUUCAUCCUGAAUUGCUGUUUUUGGCAACAAGCUUCAUGACUAUUUUUGUUUUGAAAAUUGUUCUUUUUCCUAAUAGUAACAUCAUACAGCCAUAGAGGGUAAACAAAGCAUCUUCAGAAGAGGGGCAAAUUAGCUUCAUUUGCCCUAAGUGCUAUUGCUGUGGAGCAAGAAAUGAUUGCAUGACAGCAUCACUGUUACUAGUAAGAGGGGCUGUUUUAUAUGAAAAAGGGGUGCUAAAGGAGCAGCCAACCAGGCCACAAAUCAGCCCCUAAAGGAUAAUAGGUGAUGAGAUGGAUCAGAGCUUUCUGAACAUAAUGGAAUGGUUACACAGUCUGUCAGUCCUGGUAGUGGGGAGGGAUCACUGAAACAGCUUAUCCCUCACCAUCAAAAAGGAGUGGUGCAUUCUGGUUCAGCAUUGCCAAUUUGUAUUGAGUGUCUUGUGAGACGCAUAUAUAGUCAGCUAACUAGCUAACAUUGGUCAAUGAUGCUUCUUUCAUAAGUUGGCAAUGUAUAUUCCUAGCAGGAGCCAGUUCUUUCACCAGAUUUCUUAACAGAAAGACCUGCAGAUAACUGGAUUUGAAUGUUUCUGAUCUAGCAUGUAGAAAUACUUUUGGGCAAGUUCCCAGGAUUCUAUGGUGUGUGGCAUAGAAAGCGGUGCUGAAGGCGCAUAAUUGCUACUUUUUGGAUUUUGACAAAUCAUUUCAGAAACUAUUUUUAUUACUGGUCAUCUAGGUAUUUGAAAAAAUGUGGCAAGCUUAUCUGAGUAAGCCCCAUAAAACUUGAUGGGGACUUAUUUCUGAGCUGAUACUUACCUAGAGUUGUACUGUCUAUUGUGAAUUGUAUUAGGCCUGGAAUGUUCAUACAUCUUAAGAACACGUAAGGAAUAGAUCUAUGUGAAACUAGAACUAGCCUUUUUCUUUUGAUAAUAAAAAUACUGCUACUAAUCAAAUAUUAUAGAAAUGAGCCUGCUAAGUAGAAUGACCUAAAACUAAUGCCAUGUUUCUGAAUUUUUUUUAUUCUCAUGAAAAAAAUCCAAACGCAUUCACAAAUAUACAGAAAAACCCAAGGAUAAUGGGAAUAAAUAUUUUUCAGUGAUCAAAGAAAAAAUAACUUGGUAUGUUUUGAAGCUUGUCAUUCAAGGAAUUAUGAACAAUGCAUAUUUCUUUAUAAAUCAGUUUUAUAAUAAGCACAACCUGACCUCUGAUGUGAUACAUCAAUUCAGGCAUUAGAGCCAUAUUGCCAGGUUUAUGAGACCAUUCACAAGAAUGAAAUAGAAUCGAUUGCUUCCAGUCGCAAGCUAUAGCUGUUUUGGCUUCCAUUAAUUAAAUGCAACCACAUUUCUCAAGCAUUUAUAUAUUUAAGUAGGAAUUAGAAGAUUUCUUUCUAGUUUCUUGUGUUUCCCCCUUCAUUGUCAAUGUUGGGAUCAAAAUGUAUUAUUUCUGUGGGUGCUUACCUAGCCAUGUGCUUUUUCCAAGAGAAAAUACUCCAUUUCUGUAAUUAUGUCUCCAUCAUUGGUUGUGAGCUUUAUUUCCAGGUAGGUGUGGAUAGGUAGGCAGCCUUAAUCAAAAGAUACUAUGGCCAUAUGAUCACACACUGAACCUGCGGUCACAGAUGACAGGAGCUGGAGUUUCAUGACACAUAGAGUUCACCCCAUGUUGGCUAUCCCUAAUAAUUAUUUCUGUUUUCUGUGAUAUUUUAAAGAGUAACGUAGGAUAGAACCCAUGUGUGGCGCCUAAAUGUUUCUCUGUAACUUGAUGCAAAUACUAGGGCACUUGGUAGUGGUCAUCUGGUGAAAAUAUUAAGCACCCAUAUGCUUGCUAACAUGUCUGAUGCUUAAAUAGAACUAUUCUCAGGAUGGAGUUACUGAGACAUUCUGGAGAAGUGGAUCUUCAAAAAGUGGACUUCUGCAGGCAGUUUCUAGGGAGUCUGCAAGAGUAUCAAGAAGAACACCAAGAAAAAGGGUGAUGCAAGGCUAAUUUGAAAUCUAGACUUUUAUUUUCCUCCCCAGGGCCCUAGUGACAAUUGUACACUUAUUUUAUGUUUUUGUUUUUUAAACAAACAGGUUGAAACUACAGUACCGCUACCUGUACAUGAUGCAGUAAUAUCAAAGAGUACUCCUAUAGCUGAUACUGUAGUGGCUUCAAGCAACGAGACCCUAGUAAAUAUAUUGAAUUUGCAAGAGGUGGUAUUCUAUAAUCUUCCUCCUCCUGGAAAAACCCUUUCUGCUUGGAAAAAGGGGGAAUGGGGGCUCCUUUAAAAAAAGGCAUUCUUUAAAAAAGAAAUGUGCUGUUGCGCUUAAGUCUGAUGCAAAGUAAAGAGUAAAAUCAGAAGGAGCAAUAUUGAACUACAUUUUUCUGGCUGGUAUCCAACUACAUCUGUCUUUCAGCAGAAUGAACACUGUUUAUGAAAUGGAUUCCCUCUCCCCUGCAUGUCUUCAUGUGGCCCCAGAUCUGCUCCAGAGGGUUGGGGAACCCUCCAGAGCAGAUUUGGGGAAGCACAAGGGGCAGAAGGGUGGAGUGCAGGAAAGGGGUACCCAUUGUGCAAAUCUGUUCAUAUGCUGUUGGAUAUAAUCCUCUGAAAGUUGCUCUUCCUUUUGCUUAAGUACAUGGGGGUGAUGCCUGUAGAUAAUAGAUUAGCUGUUUUUCUUACAAUUUAUCUAUCUGGAAUGCACUAAUUUUCUUUUAAAACACUGCAAUCAAUUUCUGAGGGCUGGCUUCUCAUAUGUAAAGCUACCUGGUUGGUUAAGUUUUUUAUUGCUGUUUCUUUUGUUAAUUCUGAGUCUGAACAAUUUGAAUUUCAGCAGGUUGUCAAUAGGGUGCCUGGAAAUUUCAAGCAUGCAGAUCCUAUACUGUCAAUCAGUGACUUCUCAGAGUUGCCCAGAAGAACACCAAAGAAACCAUUGAUGUCAGCUGAAGUAAAUGAAUUAAACAUAGAUUGUUGAAUAGAAAGGGGCGGAGGGUGCACUUACAUAUAUGCAUUUGGCUUUUAACUUGGAAAUGUCAUGCUAACUUAAUUCUGAACUAUUUUCUCACUUCAGCUUACAGUGUAUUCCUGAGUGAUGUUUUGUAUAUUUGGAGCAAACAGGAAUUUAGGGAUACCUAAGAACUUAAGAUUUCAUCACAUAACUCUUACUGACUACAUCAAACGUGAAAUUUUAAACAAAAUUCAUAUAACCAAGUCAGCAGAAUAGAUACAAAAUAAUUAUUUUUCUACUCAUCUCUGUUGUGUAGCUUUUUAUUUCUUUUAAAAGCUUCUUAUGUGCCAAUUAUUACCUUACUAACAAAUAGGAGAAUUUGAAAUCUCACUACAAAUAUGUGCUCACUGUUUUUAAAAUAGUAUUAUUCUGUACUGACAGCGUUUUUCACUUUCCACCAAGCGGAAAUGGGAAAUAAACAUAAAAUUACUUAUAUUCAAUAGCCAUACAAUUCAGUUAGGACAGAAGUGCUGACAGUGCCUUUUAAGUCUUCCUUUAUCAAGGUAGCCUUUAUUACAUAACACUAUGCUUCAUGUUGAAAGAACAAAAGGAUGGUACUGAAGAUCCCUGGAUACAAAAAUGGCCAAACAGACCAAAAUAACCAAACUUUAAUCAACAGCUAAACUCCAUGCAAGAAUCUUCUUAAAGUUUACUCUGCUUACCAAAUUCUUUUACAAAUCACAUAGUGAUGCACGCUUUCUUUUUCUUUCUCUGGUACAGCUUUCUUGUGCAUUUUUUUUUAAAAAAAAUCUCCCUUUGUCUAACUUCUUACAGGUCAUGGAGAAAACAUCUACAGAGGAAAGGAGAGCAGACAGGGAUAUUCUUAAAGAAAUGUUCCAUUAUGAGGCAUCAACACCUACAGGAAUUAGGUAUUUAUAGGUGUAAUUAUUGUUUCAAGCAUGCAGUGACUGCCUUUUUAGGCUUUGUCAGCGCAACUCAGUGCAUUUGACUCUGUUAUAAUAACAUUUCUAAGAAUCCAGUCUUAAAAGGAGUGUUAUUUUUUAUAAUAUUAAAAAUAUGUUAUCCAGUUCUUUCAUGCUUAUCAGUAGCAACUAGAAAACCCUAGAUCUUUCAAAGCUGUAUAUCAUUUAAAUUGGUGUUUUUAGAAGCAAAUCAUGUGUUAAGGUACUUGUCAGUUCCAGAACCACAGACUAUUUGUUCUAGGAUUUGGCUCAUUGUUUGAGAUAUCCAGAUCAAAAGCCAUCAUAGGAAUAGUCUUUAAUUAGCAGGUAGUAUAAUCUGCUAAAGUAAAUAUACUGAACUUACUGCUUCUAAAGCAACAUAUGAUUUGCGCCAUACUGCUAAAUCACAGAAAAUAUUUGCAACAGGACUAGGAGGAAAUCUUUAGUAAUAGGGUGCACAGUACAGUUAGUUGUCUUUCACAGUGCUUUGCACCUUGUCUCUCAAGCAGCUAUUAUACCCUUAACUUUGUGGAAGAUUAAGAUCCUCUAUCUCAUUAUAUUCCUUGGGUAUAAAAAUGGUAGAACUCCAUGUCAUAGAUUUUAAUUCCCAAGGAUAGAACUAUCUGAUUUACACAGCCAAGUUGGGGACAACACAUUGCUCAGGUUUACCCAGCUUCCCUUGGUCUUCUGCUUAGUGUUAUAGUCCUGAGUCUGGGCGGGUUGUGCAGGUUUUCUUGCAGUGUAACUUGACCUAAAGUUGUCUGCUUUAGAAGUUGCAGGCUUAUAAAAAUCCUAUACAGUACUAGUACUUGAAAUGAGGAAUAUUGAAUGCUGAGAACACUUCUUGUCUGUCUCAAAAGAAUGCCUUUUUAUUGGGUGGCAUGCAUGCUCUGAAGAUGGACCAGGGGGUGAAAGGGGACAGAUCUUCUAUCCCCCCCCCCCCCCGCUAGCUUGUCAAAAGUCUGGUAUUCAAAGAACAGGUAUCUUAACAAACAAUAUAAAUUUGAUGGAUAUAACAUUUAGUAUCCAUCAUGAAGCUCAUUCAAUGUAUUUCCCUUAUCAUAAUCCAUAGUUUCGGUGAGGCAAAACACUUGCCUGUCUUCCCUAGAGAGUUGUAAAACUUCAGAGCAUUAAAUGCCUACCUCAUCCCCUCCCAAAUGCCUUUUAAAAAUGAGGUCUAUUUUAGCCUUAAAUAAACAUAUAAUUACUUCUCAUUAAUUAACAGUGCUACCUGCCGCAGACCAAUCAAGGGAGCUGCUGGUCGACCUAUAGAGCUCAGUGACUUCCGGCUGGAGGAGACCUAUUCAUCAAAAUAUAUCCCCAAAUAUGUUGCCACAGCAGAUCUCAACCCAGAGAAACCAACAAUUAAAAAACGUUCCAUUCCUAUGUGGAUAAAAAUCCUGCUCUUUGUUCUUAUUUCAGUCUUCUUACUUUUGGUCUAUCAGUCUAUGGAAACCAACCAAGGAAAUCCAUUCUCCAAAUUUCUUAGUAGUAAUAAUAACCUGGAGGAAAAGACAGAUUGAGUGUUUGUAUGGCACACACAACUUGGUCUCCUAUUUAACUGUAGAGAUGUCUUCAUCCUUCAUCUAUUUCAGCGACUGCAUACAAAUAAUAGCGGCAUCAGAAAAGUGAAAUAAACAAGACAGUAUAAGUGGACAUCACUAACUUUUUUCAGUAUUAGGAGAUCACUUUGUGCCAUAAUUAAUAUUUUUAGAUCUCUCUGGAAUUUAUUGUAGGAUUUAUUUUUUUAACGUGGAUAUCAUUACAUUCAUUUGAGAUUGUAUAUUUGUUUUUGCAAGCUGCUCAAGGGCAAAAGUGAUAGUAAAAUGUGAAGAUGUGUUUUAAUGUUUUUAUUUCAUAUUAAAAAGAUAAUGUACUGAAAAUUUCUCUACAUUGCCUAUUGUUUUUAGGGGUGGGAAGUGCUAAGAUAAUAAAGGGAAAUGCAUUUUUGGAUGCAUUUUGUUGAAACUGUGCAGCUAAGUUUAGUGUAUUGUAGUUUAAUGGAAAAUCCAGCAUUUCUUCUGUAGAAUACUGUAACAUUUUAAUAAAUAAAUGUAAACCUAUUGUAUACAUUUCUGUAUCUGUCCUAGUUUUAAUUGUAGUAACUCCAAUUAACCCUAUUCUCUAUUUUUAAUAAUAGUUCUCUACUUUAGUGCUUAAUGUCAUAUCACUGAUCAAAUUGGCAAUAGGUGUCCUUAGAGCAAAACAUAUUUAUUAGUAAAAUCGUGUGAAAGAAAAUUUACAUUAAAUAAACUGAACUACUUUUUUACUGAAUAAUUACAAUCUUAAAUCAUUAACUGCAGAUUUAAAAUUCCUGUCUUAUUACAAAAUGGUUAUGCUCUCAAGCAAAAACCUCUAUUUUUAUGUAGGUAAAUUGACUUCUAUGUGUAGAUUUCUUUUUUUUCCAACUUAGAAUUUUGUUUGAACCAUCAUGGAUGUUCAUAUUCCAAAACAUUUCAUACUUUCAUUAAAAAGAUAUUGUUAUGUUACCUAUUAUGUAUCAACCAAGGUUAAAAGUUCUGCUGAUGGAUGCAACAAAUUUAGUCUGCCAUAAUUUGUUAUCAGUUGCAUUUACCAAUCAAGUAACUUCAAUUAAUUUCAAGUGUGGGUUAUUACAAAUACAAUGUGAAUGUAUCAAUUUGCAGCACAUAUGGGAUCUUGAUAUUACUGCAUAUUCUAUACAAAAUGCAAUAAACUUAUUUUUAACGUUCUAGUCUCAUCAAAAAUUGGUAUUAAUACAAUCAAACUAACCUUAACUUUUGUUGUAAAAUUAUCUUACUACCUCACCUUACUUGAUGCUAUAGAGAGGCACAUUUAUGGAGCAAUCCAUUGAAUCCAAUAGAAGGGGAAAUUAGUAUACCAACUCUAGGGUUGUAUUCCCUCCUUCCUCCUUUCCAGGGGCAUGCCCAUUAGACCAUAUGCAGCUCAUUUUUGCUCUCUUCACCUUUUCUCUGACAUCUCUGGAGAGGCAUCCGAGGGCUGCCUGCCUAUGGAAAGGUAGCUCUAGUAUCCCCUUGCUUCUGGACCAUAGGAGUACACUCUUAAGCAUACUUAUUAGGUCUAAUGUUUUGAAGGGCUUUAGCGUACCUAACUGAUCAGGCUGUAAGACUACAGUUCAGAGCACAGGUAGGCUGCUUACAUCUCAGUGACUAGUGAGUUAGGCUACUUGUAAGUCACUAGUCACUGAGAUGUAAGCAGCCUACCUGCGCUCUGAACUGUAGCCUUACAGCCUGAUCAGAGUUAACUGCACAAUACUGUAUUCUAAAUGGGUUAUAAACUAGUGUGCUUAUUACUGACAUUUUUUGCUUAAUUAAAUUGUAAUGGUUCAUAGGGAAAUGUUGAAUGUGUCAAUGACAAGUGUUAUUUCUAUAUUUUACAUGAAAAAGGUUCCAGAUACUUGACAUUUCCACUUAGAGAAAGAAGAGAUUGAGCCUCAUGUGGCAGUGAUGGAUCCAGUAGUGUCCCUAAUUUACAUACUCCUUCAGAGGUAGUAUAGCCCUGUAAAAAACUGGCAACAUUUCCAGGCCUAAACCUCAAUUGAAAUGGGUCUAGAAAAUUGGUUUCAUCCAAGAAAACCUGGAUCUAGCCCUUAACCAUGUCUUGCCUUCCUAUGUCCUAUGCCCAACACAUGAGCCAUUACCUCUGUUGAGGUGGUCCAUGUAACUAUUUUGGCAUCUUUCUCAUGAUGCUGUUAGUCUCCCUUCUUUGCAAAGGAAACCACAUUAAAGUCAUUUUAAAAAACCAUCGGUUAUACUGGAAUAGAAUCUAUUCCAGGCAGGCUCUUGGAGAUAGCAACUUGCCAACAGAUCUGGGUAGAUCAUAUCCAGUUAUAUUCUCAAUUUCUCUUAUUUCAGUUGUCCAAAAUAUAUUUGGGCAUAUCACCAUUCAUUGUUUUGCAUCUUCAACAUAGAUUAUCUCCUAUAUAUGUGGUUUAAUACAUACCAGUGAAAAAUGAAUUCAUAACAAGCUUUAUUUCAAGGCAAUGCUUUUGGUUUGAUGCAGAACAUAUUGCCCAAGAUCCUUUAUUUUAAAUGAUGUGCUAAUUGUUAUGUCAAUAUUAAUGAUAAUAUAAUAUUGUUUAUUU